AUGAAACAAGACUUUGGAAAGAGAGAUUACCAUGCACCCCGUUGCAAAAAGGAGGAUGAAGAUCAAGAGUGCACUCACCGGAAGAGUAGAAUGUGUUUCAUGAAUGAUGAAUAUCCUGAUAUGCAAUUCCCUAGAAAGGAUCAUGUAGCGAUCUGGAAUCAGUUCGCUCAACCUGCUCAAUACAAAUUGGAAACAUCCAAAGAGCAGACCCUUUGUUUAAUGGAACGAGAUGAUGAUGAGGAAAUGGAUACUCGUUUUGACGAGGAACUGUUGAAUCCAUAA
Messenger RNA from Naegleria fowleri, 282 nucleotides. RefSeq lists its product as uncharacterized. The transcript has a single exon. Bases 1 to 282 code for a protein of 93 amino acids. The record is from RefSeq and is a predicted model, not a curated record. Lineage: Eukaryota; Heterolobosea; Eutetramitea; Acrasida; Naegleriidae.